GCACAUUUUUCUGCUUGUUGUGUUUAAGCGCAAAUGAACAAAUCAGCCUAAAUUCAAUCAUAUGGUUUUUGAGUGUGUGUUGCUUUUUAUUUGUAUGCAACUUAACAGAUUUUUUAUAAAUUGAAUGGACAUUUCCACAUUUGAUCCUUGUAGGAAUAUACCAUCUUCAUCCCCAAACGCAUUUGUGUAGUAGGUUUAAAAGUAGAGUUUUUAUACCUGGUCAGUGUUCUUAUGGUGUCAAUCUGACGAGGCUAAGUUGUGUUUACAUAAAAAACACUACUUUAGGUCAUCAUGAUCCUUCAUUGCUGACCUUACUUUAAGACUUAAAGAAUAAAAAUAAAUUAACUUGUGGCUGAAUGAAUUGAGGCGAUGGGAGACAUUUCUGAUGAAACCGUUGUUACUGUAAUUAUUUAAUUAAUUAUUUAAUUUUAAUUUGUUUGUGUUUAUUAUUUUACAACCCUUCUUUUUUCAGUAUAUUUCAACAUUAACUGUUGUUAGAAUGGCCUGUUUUGUUUUGUGAAACACUUUGAGCUGCAUUUCUUAUUAUAUAAAUACAUAUUAUUUAUUAUCAUUUUCACUUUAUGGCUUUCCAGAACAUUUGGCCCAGUAUCUGCCGCCAGAGAAAAUGUCUAUUUAUGUCCACAUGGCGGCGCUGUCAGCCAGCUUGAUUGUGUGGAAGGCUAUUUCAUUAACAUGUGACACAAAGACCUUUUAGCCAUAUUAACAGCUCGUCCUGCUUCUUCCAAGGCAAACCUACUCCUGCGCACUUCAAUCAGUCAGAUGUAUACGUUGCGUUUCUUUCGUCCUCCAUGUGAGAUGCAGAGGAGUGAAGUUGGCACAGCGCCCACUGCAGUCCACACACCACACUGCUGAAAUCACGCAUCCCCCCCCCCCCCUCUACCGUGAGGCGCUCACCUGUUUUAAUUGGACUAUCGCGACAAGUUGCGCAAUGGACGUCGAUGCCACUGGUCGACCAAUUCCAAUCGUCUGAGGAGGAUAACUGAGGAGCACCGAAAAAGGACUGCAGUAGUCGCGCUACUGAGGGACGUGCUGCUCACCAGGCCGAUGAGACAAGUGUUGCAGUCCGCAGCGGAGCAGCGAGCACUAGGCGUCCUGUGAAUGGUUGCGGGACGGAGGGCUGUGAGCGGUGCGGCACGGCCAAGUGGUGCUAAAAAGCCUGGUGUAAUAAACCAAAUAAUUUGGCUGCAGAUCUGCUUCAUCUUUGAUCUCUUGCUUGAACAGGGGAGCGGGGACAUUGACUUCACGCGUGUGUUAAAAACAACUCUGGAAUCGGCCGCUCCUCGAAGGCAGUGCUGGACGCAGGAGACUCGGGAGACGCAGGAGCUGCUCCAUUCUUGACAUCGGCUGGUACGCGCUGAGGCCAUCAGCAUUGAAGCCUUUUUCUUCUCGCAAUUGGUCGGUGCGCCCCUGCGUUUGGAGCCAUGGGUUGUACAGUGAGCGCCGAGGAUAAGGCUGCCGCGGAGAGGUCAAAGAUGAUCGACAAAAACCUCCGAGAGGACGGGGAGAAGGCAGCCCGAGAAGUGAAACUGCUUCUGUUAGGUGCUGGGGAAUCUGGGAAGAGCACCAUUGUAAAGCAGAUGAAGAUCAUCCAUGAAGAUGGCUACUCAGAAGAUGAGUGCAAGCAGUACCGAGCAGUAGUUUAUAGUAAUACCAUCCAGUCCAUUAUGGCCAUUGUUAAAGCCAUGGCCAGUCUCAAGAUAGACUACAGCAGCCCUGGCAGAUUGGACGAUGCGCAGCAGCUUUUCGCCUUGUCUGCAGCUGCUGAAGAACAGGGCCUCUUUCCUGAUGAUCUGUCCAACGUGAUCAGGCGAUUGUGGGGGGACAGCGGCAUACAGAUUUGCUUUACACGGUCGCGAGAAUACCAACUCAACGACUCUGCAGCAUAUUACCUAAAUGACCUGGAGAGGAUAGCUAAAGCAGAUUACAUUCCUUCCCAGCAAGAUGUGCUGCGAACUCGGGUUAAGACCACUGGCAUUGUGGAGACUCACUUCACUUUCAAGGAACUGCACUUCAAAAUGUUUGAUGUUGGAGGCCAACGCUCCGAGAGAAAGAAGUGGAUCCACUGUUUUGAAGGAGUUACAGCCAUUAUUUUUUGUGUUGCACUGAGUGCUUAUGACCUGGUGCUGGCUGAGGAUGAGGAGAUGAAUCGAAUGCAUGAGAGCAUGAAGCUGUUUGACUCCAUCUGUAACAACAAGUGGUUCACUGAGACCUCCAUCAUCCUCUUCCUCAACAAGAAGGACCUCUUUGAGGAGAAGAUUACUCGCAGCCCCCUUACCAUCUGCUUUCCAGAAUACACAGGAGCCAACAAGUUUGAUGAAGCAGCAAGUUACAUUCAGACCAAGUUUGAGGACCUGAACAAGAAAAAGGACACCAAGGAGAUCUACACCCACUUCACCUGUGCCACUGACACCAAGAACGUGCAGUUUGUCUUUGACGCCGUCACUGACGUCAUUAUUAAGAACAACCUAAAAGACUGUGGUCUUUUCUAAAGGGCAAUGCCUGACGCACACAGACUGCAUGAGAGACUGCAACAGCCAUAUGAUGAUUACUGCUUUUCAUAAUGAAAACCAUAACAGACUUGAUUCCUAAAGGGGAAACCUUAAAGACCUUUAGGUCAUGGUAGGCGUCUAGGCCAUGUCCUCUUCACCCUCCUCUUCAAACUCCCCCUCUUCCUCAGCAGUGGCCUCCUGGUACUGCUGGUACUCGGACACCAGGUCAUUCAUGUUGCUCUCAGCCUCCGUGAACUCCAUCUCGUCCAUGCCCUCAAUCAGUUGUGUUCAUAUUCCUUUUAUAUAUACAUUUCUUACUGGUCUUGGUGUUCUCAUACUAUUCAUACUGAGUGCCUGUAAAUAUACAUUUGACCAAGGACCCCUUACUGGUUUGUAAAUUACAUUUGUAACCCAAGUAAUAUUAUACAAGUGGAAGAUAAUUGUUGGAAGAGGAAAACAUCAUUAUAAUAAGCCAUUUUCUUAUCAUGCAACUUGGCAAAUGAAAAUUCAGAAAAAUAAAAAUAUUUUUCAUCCUCAAAAGGCCUUCAAGAACCAAUUUGAGAACCACUUGUACACUGUAUUUAUCUCUACAGAGCUCUCGGGUUGUUUUUGGUUUUCAUUUGACUUCAUUUGCUUUUGCAGUUUAGUAAGAAGAUACAGUACAAAAACAACUUUUUAUAACAUUAACUUCUGUUAACUAAUGUUGGCAUUUUAUGAACCUUUUGACCCUAGAGCUUAUUUUUGGAAGAAAACAAACAAGCAUGAGAACGAGAUGGAUAAAGGGAAAGUGUUUUUUUGUACAAUGUUUACACAGAAUCAAUAUUCACAGAUGUAUUAUAUUGCAUUGUCCUGCAUGACCGUCCAUAGAUUAGCUUGUACCCUCCACAAACUGAAUAACAUUCCUAAGUAACUUCUUUGAAGAAAUAAAACAGAAAUGCUUAUGUGUCACUUUUAAGAAAUCUGCAAGAUUUGUAAGUGCUUAUGUCUGUUCCUAACAUGUAUUGUUUUGUGGUAUUUGUUCCAUUCCAAGUCUUUUUACAUGUUUGUGCCUUGAUAUCUGUUUACACUUGUUCUUUAGAGACAUGCCAUCUCCAUAGUGUGAAUUAGGGCUAUUUAUACUCCACUGCAGUUCACAUAAUGAUUUAAGUUGCAUCACAACACAGAGACAAAUGGAUGAUAGUCAGUCACUAAUGUUAAGAUAAUAGUAAUUCACUUGUUAAAUGUAAAUAAAAGUUUACUCGCAUGA
This is a messenger RNA of Anarrhichthys ocellatus (wolf-eel), 3756 nucleotides long. RefSeq names its product guanine nucleotide binding protein (G protein), alpha inhibiting activity polypeptide 2b (gene gnai2b). NCBI's taxonomy places the organism in Eukaryota, Metazoa, Chordata, Actinopteri, Perciformes, Anarhichadidae. The coding region runs from base 1443 to 2510 and encodes 355 amino acids. The transcript is spliced from 9 exons. The record is from RefSeq and is a predicted model, not a curated record. Gene Ontology annotation, molecular function: GTPase activity; G protein-coupled receptor binding; GTP binding. Gene Ontology annotation, cellular component: cytoplasm; heterotrimeric G-protein complex. Gene Ontology annotation, biological process: G protein-coupled adenosine receptor signaling pathway; adenylate cyclase-inhibiting G protein-coupled receptor signaling pathway; gamma-aminobutyric acid signaling pathway.